Fukomys damarensis (Damara mole-rat) is the source of this 1475-nucleotide messenger RNA. It is a transcript of the gene Ppp2cb, whose product is annotated as protein phosphatase 2 catalytic subunit beta. Bases 98 to 832 code for a protein of 244 amino acids. Gene Ontology annotation, molecular function: protein serine/threonine phosphatase activity. The transcript is spliced from 6 exons. The record is from RefSeq and is a predicted model, not a curated record. Gene Ontology annotation, cellular component: cytosol. Gene Ontology annotation, biological process: peptidyl-serine dephosphorylation; mitotic cell cycle. Lineage: Eukaryota; Metazoa; Chordata; Mammalia; Rodentia; Bathyergidae.
ACAGGCAAAAGAAAUUUUAACAAAAGAAUCAAAUGUGCAAGAGGUUCGUUGUCCUGUUACCGUCUGUGGAGAUGUACACGGCCAAUUCCAUGACCUUAUGGAACUCUUUAGAAUUGGUGGAAAAUCACCAGAUACAAACUAUCUGUUCAUGGGUGACUAUGUAGACAGAGGUUAUUAUUCCGUGGAGACUGUGACUCUUCUUGUAGCAUUAAAGGUGCGUUAUCCAGAACGCAUUACCAUAUUGAGAGGAAAUCAUGAAAGCCGACAAAUUACCCAAGUAUAUGGCUUUUAUGAUGAAUGUCUACGAAAAUAUGGAAAUGCCAAUGUUUGGAAAUAUUUUACAGAUCUUUUUGAUUAUCUUCCACUUACAGCUUUGGUGGAUGGACAGAUAUUCUGCCUCCAUGGUGGCCUCUCUCCAUCCAUAGAUACACUGGAUCAUAUAAGAGCCCUGGAUCGUUUACAAGAAGUUCCGCAUGAGGGCCCAAUGUGUGAUCUCUUAUGGUCAGAUCCAGACGAUCGUGGUGGAUGGGGUAUUUCACCUCGUGGUGCUGGCUACACAUUUGGACAAGAUAUUUCUGAAACAUUUAACCAUGCCAACGGUCUCACACUGGUUUCUCGUGCCCACCAGCUUGUAAUGGAGGGAUACAACUGGUGUCAUGAUCGGAAUGUGGUUACCAUAUUCAGCGCACCCAAUUAUUGUUAUCGUUGCGGAAACCAGGCUGCUAUCAUGGAAUUGGAUGACACCUUAAAAUAUUCUUUUCUUCAAUUUGACCCAGCACCUCGUCGUGGAGAGCCUCAUGUUACUCGGCGCACCCCAGACUACUUCCUGUAAAGUCUUCCUGGGAAAAACUGCCUUUGUAUGUGAAAGUAUACCUGGCUUUUUAAUACACACACACACUCACACAUAGACACGCACACACACACACAUUUAAAAAUUUAAAAAGGCAACAAUAAUCUGUUUCUGUAACAAAUUGUGAUCUGUCUUGGCAUUAAACCACAUCAUGGACCAAAAUGUGCCAUACUAAUGAUGAGCAUUUAGCACAAUUUGACACUGAAAUUUAGUACACUAUGUUCUAGAUCGGUCAAUCCAACAGUUUGCCUGCUGUUAUUUGUAGUAACUAUUUUCCUCUGGACUGUUCCAGCAAAAAAAAGGUAACUAACUGCUCUAUCUCCUUUUGUGCUUAUUUGGAAAUUUAGUUGGAGUGUUUAGCAUGGAUAAAUACAGUUGGAGUUUUAUUUUUAAGAAAAGUUCACAAGCUGACUUCCACUUAAUCCAUUACCCUUUAUUUUAUUGAAAUGUAUAAUUAACUGAAGAAAAGAUUCUUCGUGGGAGUAUGUUGUCAUAACAUUAAAGAGAUUGCCCUUCAUUUACAUUACUGUUUUAUGUUGAUUUCCAUAUUUCUGUAUAUUUGUCAUGACAUGCUUGCAUCCUAUUUAGUGUACUGAGCAAAUAAAUUUUUCAUUUUAAACAAAAA